This is a messenger RNA of Saprolegnia diclina VS20, 353 nucleotides long. RefSeq lists its product as hypothetical. The annotation marks the transcript as partial. Lineage: Eukaryota; Oomycota; Saprolegniomycetes; Saprolegniales; Saprolegniaceae. The transcript has a single exon. The record is from RefSeq and is a predicted model, not a curated record.
GCAACCCGAGAGCUCAACCAGUUCUUUGUCUGUCGUACGACUGUCCUCUUCUCGUCCUCUGUAAUAUGAAGCUCACCCGUGUCGCCGCUGUCGGCCUCCUCUUUAUUGCUGCCCGCACGGCCGACGCUCAGUCGUCCGCCAUUACGUCUGGUAGCACGUCCAACAACGCCGCGCCUGCCUCCGAUACCUCCCCGACGUUUGUUGCGACAUCCUCCGUGGAAACAAGCGGCAGCGCGUCCAAGACUGCGAUUGAGCCAGAAUCAUCGGCUGGCUCGGUCAGCGAUGCUACGCCUGCCCCGAUCGAAGACGUCAUCCAGGCCGUGAUCGCCGCUGGUGCCACGCCCGAGCAGGUG